UUCCUGUUAACUUGUCACCUAAAUGUAGAGUAGAAAACGGACUGUCUCUGGAAAGCGAAGGAGAGGACAGAGGUGUAAAAGCAGUGAAAUGGUGUGAAAACUGAGCGACUCUAAGAGGAGUUAGGGGACAAGCCGAGGAGGAACACCGCAGGAGGAUUUAAUAUUUUUUGUCAAAUUGUCCUUGAAGUCAGUGAACUCCCGCUUUUUGAUGCUGUCCUCACGGAGGUUUGAGCCAAUAACGGACUUAUUGGUCGGCUGAACCAUGCAGAGGCUGCUGCUCCUGAGUUUGGUGUUGAGUUUUCAAACUGUGUGGACGGCGAGGUUCUCUCAGGAGCCGGCAGACCAGUCGGUGGUGCGGGGCCAGAGGGUGAUCCUGUCCUGUGUUGUCUUCAACUACUCAGGCAUUGUGCAGUGGACCAAGGAUGGCCUGGCCCUGGGAAUCGGAGAAGACCUCCGGGCCUGGCCCAGGUACCGCGUGCUGCGUGUUCAGGAGUUGGGCCAGUAUAACCUUGAGAUCCUGUCAGCUGAUCUGUCUGAUGACUCUCUGUACGAGUGCCAGGCCCCUGAUGCUGCCCUGAGGUCGAGGAGGGCCAAACUCACCGUCCUCAUACCCCCAGAUGAACCGGUGAUCGAUGGGGGUCCAGAGGUGUUGCUGAAUGCGGGGGAGUCCUACAACCUGAGUUGUGUGUCUCGAGGGGCCAAACCUCCUUCCAUGAUUGAGUGGCUUAAAGAUGGUCUGCCUGUUGAGGGGGCUGCCAGCAUCACCGAGGUGCUUCCAGACAGGAAGAGGGUGACCACACGCAGCUACCUGCCCAUCCAGCCCGUCGACACUGACACUGGGAGGAACUACAGCUGUGUAGCCACCAACCUGGCUAUUCCCAGCGGCAAAAGCACAACAGUCACCCUCAACGUUCACCAUUCACCGACAGUGACCUUGUCCAUUGAGCCUCGCUCUGUCCUGGAGGGGGACAGAGUCACCUUCACCUGCCAGGCUUCGGCCAACCCUCCUAUCAUGGGCUACAGGUGGGCUAAGGGAGGCGUGGUACUGCAGGGUGCCAGGGAGAGUGUGUUCACCACCAAAGCAGACCACUCCUUUUUCACCGAGCCUGUCUCCUGUCUGGUCUUCAACGCUGUGGGAAAGACCAACGUCAGCAUCCUUGUGGACGUUCACUUCGGUCCGAUUCUGUUGGUGGAGCCGCAGCCAAAAACCGUAGAUGUUGACUCUGAUGUGACUCUCAACUGCAAAUGGGCCGGAAACCCUCCUCUCACUCUCACCUGGUUCAAAAAGGGUUCCAACAUGGUUCUGAGUAACAGCAACCAGCUGUAUCUGAAGUCGGUGAGCCAAGCCGAUGCUGGCCAGUAUGUAUGUAAGGCCAUCGUCCCACGGAUUGGAGUAGGAGAGACCGAGGUCACACUCACUGUUAACGGUCCACCCAUCAUCUCCAGUGACCCAGUCCAGUAUGCAGCAAGAGGGGAGAGAGGCGAGGUUAAAUGCUACAUAGCGAGUACUCCUCCUCCAGAUAAGAUUGUGUGGGCCUGGAAGGAGAACGUGUGGGAGAAGGAGAAAGGGACGCUGCUGGAGAGGUACACGGUGGAGCAGAGCAAACCUACAGCGGAGGGCGGCGGCGUCCUCUCCACCCUCACCAUCAACAACGUGAUGGAGUCCGACUUCAUGUCCACAUACAACUGCACGGCCUGGAACUCGUUCGGCCCGGGGACGAUGAUCAUCACGCUGGAGGAGAACGAGGAAGUCCCAGUGGGGAUAAUAGCUGGUGGGACAGUGGGCUCCACCAUCUUCCUAUUCAUCUUCCUGCUCGUCCUCGUUCUUAUCUUCUACAGGCAGCGCAAAGGCAUCCGGCGUGGGGUCACUCUGGGUAAGCCUGACAUCAAGGUGGAGACGAUAAACAAGGAGACCCACAGCUUAGAGGAGGACUCCGGCAGCGUGUCCACGGCUUCGCGGAUGGUCAAGGCCAUGUACUCGUUUCUCCCCUCUGUGUCCUUCUCUCCUUCAAAUCAGCCCUUUAAAGAUGACAUUGAGCUCAAGUCUGACCUGCGCAGCGACACCCUGGACACCCGCCAGGAGUACGACCUGAAGGAUCCCACCAACGGGUACUACAACGUGCGAGCCUCCACCCACGACGAAGGCCGCCCCGCCUCCCGCUCCACCAUGCACUACUCCGACUACCGCUCCCCCACAGGAACACCAGGGGGAGCCGCUUCCAUCAGCAGCAGUGCCGGAGGCUCGGGAGCCACAGCCAGCGGAGGAGCCCCGGGCCCCCCUGGCCCCCUCACUUCCCCUGGCCGUCCACAGGCCUGCUAUGACCCCCGACCCCCCUCCAGACUUUCCCACAUCAGCUAUGCCCAGUUCAACACCUUCACUCGUGGAGGGCAGAGCCAGCAACCCCCGGCUAACCCCGCCUCAGUGGCCGGUGACUUUCCAGGGGACUGCAGCCUUAUGGACUCCAAUUCCCAGCUGGCCUAUGACAACUAUGGAUACCCCUCGCAUUACCAGACCUACCGCAUGGGUUUCGCCCCGUCCAGCCUUGCCCCACUUGAGGCCGGCCCCUCCUAUGAAAUGUACGGGGUGGGAUCUGGAGUUGCUGGCCCAGGGGUCAGCGUAAGUCCUGGGGGUCCUGGUGGUCCUGGGGGUCCUGGGGUUCCUGGGGUUCCUGGGGUUCCUGGGGUUCCUGCUCCCCCAGGAACAGAGACUGGACUAGGAAAGUACGGCAGCUCCACUCGCUUCUCCUACACCUCACAACACUCUGACUACUCUCACAGCCGACACACACAGAGGAUGCAAACUCACGUGUGAGACAGAGAGACGCAAAAACACCUCACAGUCUUAGCAGAGCAUGAGGACGCAUCUUAUAAAUAGUGUUACACUUAAAAAACACACACAAUCAUAGUUACACGCACACAUUUUCACACACUAACGCCCUACACAACACAAAAAAAACAUCUCACAUGCACCGAGUCAGAAGACCAUGCCCAUGAGACAGGGAGGGUGUGAGAAACACGGAGGCAAGAAGAGAGAAAGAGGAGAGAUUUAGCGAGACAGGGAAGGGAAAUUCCACACAAUUUUGAUUUCCCUAACUCCCAAUGUGUUUGUAUAUCUGAGCUCUGAAAGAGCAGACGGCGCAAGUCACAAUCAAGACUAGGAAAGAGGGCGAGAACUGGAGAGAAGACGAGAGAUCACAGAUCUUUGGAGCGUAGCUUUUGCUAUGAACAGACUUUGUAAAUGAUGGGAGAGAACGUCUUAAGGCAAAAUGACUGUCGAAUAUGGUACACACCAAUCGGGAGAAACCUCAACCAGUGGAACUCAUUUCUGGCCGCCAUUUUUUAAACCUUUUUUUUUGCUGGUUGUCUUAUCCAUGAUCAUAGAGCACAUAUAUAUAGUUCCCAUCAUGCCCUUCUGUACAUUGGUACAUGCCAUCAUGCCUGUUAGGCGGCGUAGGGAUUGGGGGGAGGGGUGUGAACCGGGGUGGGGUUUGAAGGGUUGUCAUCAUUUUGCACUUCAUCUACAGUAUUCAUGCUUAGACGUCCCUUAUCUAUAUCUGUGUAAUGUCUUCUUUUUAUUUGCACACUUGACUAGAGCUUUGUAUUCUAUUUUUUAACAUUACAGAAUUAUUUUUGUCAAUGUAAAACAUGUAAAUGUGUAUGUAUGGACCAAAAGUUUGAACGUGAGCGCACAGGACUCGGGACUUUUCCUGGGUGAUUCCACUGAGACAGGGUGAAGAGUUGUGCCAACAGAAGAUCCUGGAUUCAGGAUUGAUCUCACAUCAGAAGGGUAUAUCAGUGUAUAAAAGAAAACCUAGUGCCAAGUGUUCAUGUUGUUCUUCACCUUAGACCAUGUAUAUGCAGUAGAAGCUCCUUCUAUUGGUGACUGUUGCUUUACAAACCAGGCUUAGGGGCCUUGAGUCAUUCCCAGACAUAUUGUAGGCUGGAGCCUUUUUCUCUGAGCUCUUAACUACACGCCUGGUGCAGACAGAGAGAAAAACACAGAUGUUGGGUUUAGAACUGAGUGGCCUUAUAGGGGAACAUGUCGUACAUUUCCAUUUUGAAUCAUUCCUCAUCGUCUGUCUGCCAAAACGGCCAGAGGAGAAUGUGUAAGGAGAGGUUCAAUGAAGGCUUGUCCACAAUAUUGACAUGUAGUAGUGUAUGACUGCGAGUGUGUGGGUGUGCAAGUGUGUGUGCGUGAGAGAGAGUUCAAGAGGGAGUGUGUGGGUGUAGGCGCGCACAUCGAUUUGUACAGUGUGUUUGUAUAGAUGUGUGAAUGACUGCGUGUGUAUGGGACGCGUACUGUAAACACGCAGUGCCCAACUCAGCUGUGUGUGACUAUUGUAUGCAUCCCGAUGGGUAUACAGUAUGUGUGCGUGUGUGUGUGCAUGUCUGUCAAAGUGUGCGGGUAUGUGUGUUCCAGUAUAUGUCCAUAUCAUUUCUCUCACAAUCCUGUUACAGUACUUUUAUACCUCUGGUAGGACUGUAUCCUGUAUUAUUGUGUCUUUGAAUUUAGGAAAUCCAAUGUUUAUCUUAUUGUACUGUUCUUCGUAGCAGAGAAAACUGUUCAACAGAUGUACAACGAACGUUAUCAAACUCUCAUUUUUUAAUUUCAUUAUCUUCAAUAUUUUUUAAAAAUGGUAUGUAAUUAUUUUUCCACAGUAUUACAUAAAUAAAAGCACUGUUUUUUAUAAGAAA
Notolabrus celidotus (New Zealand spotty) is the source of this 4695-nucleotide messenger RNA. RefSeq names its product kirre like nephrin family adhesion molecule 1a (gene kirrel1a). Gene Ontology annotation, cellular component: cell-cell junction. The record is from RefSeq and is a predicted model, not a curated record. Gene Ontology annotation, biological process: cell-cell adhesion. Gene Ontology annotation, molecular function: cell adhesion molecule binding. Bases 263 to 2812 code for a protein of 849 amino acids. The transcript is spliced from 15 exons. NCBI's taxonomy places the organism in Eukaryota, Metazoa, Chordata, Actinopteri, Labriformes, Labridae.